Messenger RNA from Prorocentrum cordatum, 2103 nucleotides. Lineage: Eukaryota; Dinophyceae; Prorocentrales; Prorocentraceae. The record is from the annotation of a GenBank genome assembly.
ACGGCUCGCAGCUGCAGGCUCCCACUGCAUUCGUAAAUUCUGUGUCACUUUGCUUUGCGCCCUGCGCCGCACGGAGGCGCUGCCAUGCCGAUGCUGCGCCCUGCCACGGUGGCCGCGCUCCUGCCCUGGGGCGCCCGGGGCCUCAAGGCGCAGCCCGAGUCCCCCGACGCGCCCGCCUGGAUGACUGCCCAGGAGGCGCGCCCGUGGGGCCAGGAGCUGUCGUUCGAUGACCUGGAGGACAAGGCUUCGGAGGACCAGCUCGCCAAGACGAAGGAGCUCAAGGCGUCAGCGCUGGAAGGGAUCAGGGAGUCGAUGUCGAGCAACCUGCACAGGGCAGAGAUGGAGGUCGACGCCUCAUCCGCACUGGAGGGCUUCGCGGAGCCCCUCAACGAGACCGAGGCUGCUGAGAUCGCCGACGCUUGGCUCACCGUCCCAGGCGCCGAUGUCACCUUCAGCUACAACACCCACUGCGAUCCAGUGGCGGGCUGCCGCAGCAGCGGCCACAAGUGGGGGCAGCCGUCUUUCCAGGAGAUGCAUCGCAAUGUGCUGGCUUCCCUCCGCGCCAUGCGGUUCUGCUUCAGCGAUAUCCUUGUCAUCCUCGACGUUCCCCACGUAGGCCACGACAAGCUCGGCCCAGAGACGCCUGGCAACGUCACCAGCCACAUCGUCACCCCCAAAGAUGUUCCCGGGUCCUUCAGCGAGAUGCGUCUGGCUGCUGGCCAGACCGUCAAGAGGUUCAACGUGGAUUCUGGGCUCUCGACGGCGGCCACCGCCACCGCUAAGGCCGCCGCGGAGCUGCUGCGCGACCACUGCCCUGCCGCUGCCCCCCAGUGGAAGGUGAAGGUCAUGGACUACGGCUCCCAGGAGCUGCGGCAGCGGGCGCUCGAGCACUAUGCCAUUGCAGAUGGGGAGAAAAAUAGCAGCUUCUACGACAACAUGUACAUCAAUACCAUGGCGCUGGACGAGAACUUUCAGGCCAAGAGCCAGUACGUGUACCACAUGGAUGCGCAGUGGCGUCUCUACAGGAGCAAUUUCUCGAGGAGCACCCCUAACUUUAUCGAGAAGGCACUCUCUCUCAUGAAGUCGGACAGCCGGGUCUACAUGGCCUCGGUUAUCAACACGUUCAACCUUGAACCCCAGAAGAACCCGUACAACAAGUUCGCAGUAAUUCCUGGUUCCGUGCAUGGCAGCACCCCUAUCGAGCGUGUGAAGGGGAUGUUGCAAGGCUGGAGCAAGGAUCAGUGGCUGUCGCAGAAGCGCCCGCUUCGCGGAGAGGCUUUCCACGGAAAGUGGGAGGACCCCGAGGCAAACCAGAAGAUCGCGCUCUUCAAGAUGAAUUGGGAGAAGUGGGGCGGCAUCGUCACCCGCCACCAGUUCCUCAUGGACACGCAGCGCUUCAAGAGCCUCUUCCCGCUUGAGGAGUGGGACACCGCUGCGGAGCACAUGUGGUCUUCCAACAUGAACAAGAAGGCCCCUGACAGCGCCUUCCAGAUCUACUUCAACGAGACGGUCGGCAUCUUUGCUGGUCCCUCUGAGGCUUGAUUUUGGAAUCCAGGCGCUCCAGGUAUCUUCUCGGCCUGCAGAGGGAAGCGGAAGAAAAUGAGGUAGGAAUUGAGCGGGUAAGGAUGGUGGAGGGACGAUGGGUCGUGUUGAGUCAUUUGUUUGACGGGCUCGUGGUAUGUUUUUGUGUGUGUGUGUGUGUGUGAGAGUCUCGACUCCAGCAAAUUCAACAAUCCAUUCAUCAUUAACACGCCCUUCGCCUACUUUUGCAGCCCUCCAUUCUUUUCCCUUGCACACUAUAGGUAGGGACUACUAGUACGACUGCCACCAGCUCUCCCCUGCCUUCUCGAGCGUGGCCGAGGAAGCAGUCCGAAGUCUCACCUCUCUUUUCCUAGCUUGGCCUGAUAUUGGCCCAACGCUUGGGCACAUAUGACCUUCCAAAAGGCAGCUUCGGCGAUGUUUCGCCGCAAGCGGUUUCGAUAAUGUUCGCAGCGCUAGAGCAAACGCGCGACUGUACAUAAUGAUAUGCACUUCCUUUGAAUGGUUGCUGACACGUCGCGCGAGCAGAACAUGUCAUCGCGGGACAGUCCCAGGGAAUCCUCG